This is a messenger RNA of Diachasmimorpha longicaudata, 3504 nucleotides long. It is a transcript of the gene M6, whose product is annotated as neuronal membrane glycoprotein M6-a. Gene Ontology annotation, cellular component: plasma membrane. Gene Ontology annotation, biological process: neuron projection development. The transcript has 5 exons. The record is from RefSeq and is a predicted model, not a curated record. NCBI's taxonomy places the organism in Eukaryota, Metazoa, Arthropoda, Insecta, Hymenoptera, Braconidae. Bases 511 to 1296 code for a protein of 261 amino acids.
GCACUACACCUCGACUCAACAUCGACAGCCCAACGUUUUCCAGUCCCUCCGUUCACCGUAAAAUCCGCCAUUUUGGAUUCAUUGAGUGCAACACGGUGCGCAGAGUCCGAUGACAUUUGCGUGCCAAUGAAAAUAAAAACAGUUUUCCUGGAAUAAUAACAGAUCUGUGAUUCAAAGUUCAUUAGAAAGGAUUAUCAGGGAUUUUCAGACAAUUUCAUCAGUCUGAAUGAUCAACUGAAUCCCUCCCAAAGCCCAGAGGAACGACAAGAUCUGUUGGCUACUGUUUCCUCAAUCGUUAUGGUGUAAUGAGAGAGUAAACAAGUGUCUGUGACGUGUCCUGGAAGUUUUUAUUUCGUAAUUGCGUGUGGGAUGGUAUUUAUUAGAGAUAUUUGAGGGAGAGGACAGUCCUUCAAUUGUGAAAUCAGUGUCAGUGGCUGGAAGAGGUUAGGAUAGAGUUCGGUGGCUGGAGAAGCGUUCGCACCCUUUUUUCAACAUCAAGAACCAUCAACAAUGGGUAUGUGUAAUGACUGCAUGUCCAGGGUGCCCUAUGCCACCGUGAUUGCCACGAUCAUGUGCUGCCUGGGUGUGGGAAUAUUUUGUGGCACCAUGUACAGAGGUGCCACUCUCACAACACUCAUGAUGCAGCAGGUCUUUUAUCUUCGACUGCCCUGGCUAGAAGCCCUGCAGGUGAUUUUCGCAACACUGGGUGCUUGUAUGGCUGCUCUGGGCUUCAUGAUACUCUGUGUGGGCUGUCUCGCCACUGGUGCUACAAGGCACAAAGUCUAUCGGGCCUGGAGGGCUAGGGUUGGAGGUCGAAUCACUUGUGCUGUGUUCAUGACGAUUACUUAUGUCCUGACACUCGGAUGGCUAUUGAUCUUCGCCUUUUUGGUCAUUACCACGUCGAUCUUCACGAUAUUCUGGGGAUUGUGUGGAAAUCCUCGUAUACAGGAUGCUGCCGAUUGUAUAAAUUUUACCCAAUUUGCUUUCAUGUUCCCCAGCAACAUGAGGGACGAAGAUCUGAAGAUCUGCGGCCCCAAGGAAAUAAAGGACUUCUGCAAGGACGGCGUUGAGAAGGCUGAGUCCAUGUUCAUUUUGGCAACAGCGGCCUCCAUGCUAGUGAUUCUCAGUCUCGUCCACUACCUGAUGUGUCUCUCAGCCAAUUACGCUCACAUUCGCGAUCACGAGAAAUUUCAGGAGCUUCAGGAGCUCCAGUAUCUCCAGGAUCCUGGUGAUGGGGAGUCACCCCAGCAUGGGAUGGGCACACUCACCCAUCAUCGCAGCAAAGACAGGUUCUAGGACACAGCCCGCGAGAUCUUCGCACUGACCCCCAUUUGAAGUCUCCCACAUUAAUAUUCAUUUAUUUUAAAUCACUUGGGGGAGGUAAAUGAAUCUCUAUCGCCGUAAAACAUCAAUCGCUCUUCGGGUAAUUCCUUAUCGUUAUAGAUUAGGUGCCUAGAUAUCACUUGCAGGCAAAGAAGAAUUUGAAGUCAAAGAUAUUUUUGAUUCAGCGAAAAAAUGAGAGAAAUAAUUUUUCUGCAUUUUUCGUUGUGAAUUCGAGAGGGUUUGGCUUCAUCUUUUUAAACCAUAGUAGGAAAAAUCAUUUUAUUCAGUUGGGGAUCCAUCGACCGGAAGAUCUUGCGGGAAGGAAAGAUACUGAGAAAAUGUUGGAAAAGCGAAAUUCACGUUUUUGGUAAUUAUCAGUAAAAAAACAUGUCAAGAGAAGUCAGUAAUUAAAAAUCGAUAAGUGGAGGUCAUAUCGUAGGUAACGAGAUGUGGAAAUCAUUUCGCUGAGUUGAAUAAUUUUUAAAAGCCUCACGUGACAAUUAAACAUAUCUUCCAGUUUCAUUUUUUAUUAUUUCACGUGAAAGACGAUUGUGCAUUACAUGAGGUUUAUUUAAUCUUAAGCUUUGGCAAAUUAUUUAUAUAAUUUUAUAACUGCGAAAUGCACAAAUUCAUUGCAUUCUACGAACUCGCACGGAAGUAUUAAUUAAGUUGUACCACAAUUUCCUAUUUUUCUACUGACAAUGACGUUUGCUCAUUGGAUAUUCGGUACGAUUAUUCAUUCGUUGCACAAAGUGUGUUCAUUUAUAUUUUUUUAUAACAAAUUAGAGAUUAAUGAGGGGGAUUGGGGGAGGGGGGAUUAUUUGAUUGCGAUAAUCAAAAAGGCCGGUCUGGUGUAUCCAUUGCAUUUUCAAUUAUACUUGUACUAGGUUAAUCAACAACCAAGAACAUUGUCUACAAUAAGUACAAAUUUAUCAGAAACACAAAUAAUCUCGAAGGCCAAUUUCAUACAGCUGUCAAUAAUCCACAAUUUGGCGAUAAUUUUUUAUUUUAUAUUCGAUUUUUUAAUAAUACUCCACUGGAGUUAAUUAAGCUCAUGAAUUUUGUAGUCGAGUGAUGAAGAAGGGAAUUAUAAUGAGAGCGAAAAAUCUGAGGGCUGUGAGAAAGGAAUCAUGACAUUUUUUUUCAGCAGCUCAAGAUAUUCGCAGGCCUAUCCCACAACUUUAUCACUUGCCUACGUCAUUUAUUCCCCAAUUUUCCUAUUUUGUUUCCAACUGGGAACCCUGUUUUACAUUAAUUUUAUCGAAUGAACAGUUCAAAGUGGGGAAGUGGUGUAGAAGUUAAAUUUUAAUCAGACCUGAUAAUUAUUGCGGGAAAAAAUCGUUUUAGGCCAUAUCGAGAGAUUUUACCUCACAAAGAGAUUCACGGGAAGAUUUGAAUACUCAUUAACAGCUUGAUCACCUUCGGGUGAACAUCUUCCCCGAUUGAAUAAUUAAUCUUUUGGGAAUUAAGAUAAUCACCACUUCUCCACGAGAAAUUUCACUCCACCCGAGCAGUUUAUUCUCAAAAAGUACCACUACUGCUGUGCCAAAUUUAUCAAAUUAAAUGAAUUGGGUAAAUUAAGGAGCUUAAAGAGUCAAAAGUUGUGUUAAAGGAGAAUUCUCAGACAUACGUCCAUAUAGAAAGUAUUAUAUCUGUUCUCAUUGCGUUCUCAUUCGCUCAAAGCAUUUUUCAAUAAAAAAACAUUACGAAGAUAAAUUAUAGAUGCAAUUCUAUAUAGAUUAUAUAGAUAAAUAAUGAAUAUAUUAUUGCUUUAUCGAGACUCUGCGAUGUUUAGGGACAUUGUCAAUGUUAGGUGAGUUUAACUGUCUCAAACGAAGAAAAAAUCAUCGGUGAUCAAAAAAUUCACGUACAAAUGAUCGAAUUAAUCGAUUUAAACUGUCGACACUGUCUACAUAUCAAACGACAGCUAAAAUUCAUUCCUCACAUGGUACUGAGCAUUAAGACACGUCUAAAAUGUGUGUUAAUUCUAUUUGAGUAGAUUCCAUCUACAAAAUAAAUGAGUAAAGUGCAUUAUAUAAAGAGAGAGAUUAUUCAACUAUCGUUCAUAAAUCGAGAUUUAAUGUUUAUUCACCUGAAUCGCUAUUUGUGUUUGCGUUCAGGUACGUAUUGUAAUGUUCGACUUCAGAAUGAGGUAAUAAAGAUGAAUAUUGCAGUGCAGAA